GAACUAUAAGAACAAAUCGCACUUUUAUCACACAAGUUCCCCCGAAAAAGCCAUGAGUUUUCUGAUAUCGAGAUCGUUUCUGCACACCGCACGUGCUAUUCUGAUAAGACAAGUUUCAACCAAAACUGCAACCACAACCCCCGCCGCCAAGGAAAAAUGGGAUCUGUAUGCUGGGGUGCUGGUGGAACGACUGCCGGUGAUUACCAAAACAAUGGCCCCGAUUGAAGCCAAUUUUAAGGCAAUGCUCGAUCAAAUCGAGUUCGAAAACAGUCUCAAAUCGAACCACGAACUGCGCAAGGAGAUGGAAAAGCGCCAAGCCGAACUUCUUAAAGCGGGCAAGAUCGAUCUGGAUUCGGAAGCGCUCAAACAGACGGCACAGGAUUUGGAGGAUGCCUACAACGAUGAGUUCAGCAAGUUCAAACCUGCCCCGCGGCUUACGGAGGCAGACCAAAAGAACGACGUGAAAUCGUUGAAUCGAAAACUAGAGGAAACGCUGGUCCUACUGACGGAACAGAAGCUUGGCGAGAAGAGCUACUAUCUCCUUCCACAAGGAAAACACACCGCAGGUGAAUCGCUGCGGCAAACCGCCGAACGUGCAUUGCAGGAAAACGUAGGCGACGCGCUGAAGGUUACUUUCUACGGAAAUGCUCCUGUCGGGUUCUACAAGUACAAAUACCCGAAUACAUCACGCCAGGAAGCGAUCGGAGCGAAGGUAUUCUUCUUCCGGUGCGCGCUCAAGCCAGACAGUGCAAACAUAGUCGAUAAGAAGGCCAAAUUCCAGUGGUUAGACCAAUCAGGACUGCAGAAAACCUUGAAAGAGUCCUACUACCAUAGCGUUUCGCAAUUUUUGUUAUAAUUGUCUUUGCUGAAUAAACA
This is a messenger RNA of Ochlerotatus camptorhynchus, 876 nucleotides long. RefSeq names its product mitochondrial ribosomal protein L46 (gene mRpL46). Gene Ontology annotation, molecular function: structural constituent of ribosome. Bases 53 to 856 code for a protein of 267 amino acids. Gene Ontology annotation, cellular component: mitochondrial large ribosomal subunit. The record is from RefSeq and is a predicted model, not a curated record. Lineage: Eukaryota; Metazoa; Arthropoda; Insecta; Diptera; Culicidae. The transcript has 2 exons.